AUGCCUCUUCAUACCGACGAAUUUCAAACUGCUCAUCAGAAUAAUAAUAAGGACUUUUAUCAGGUGAAGCACCAGGACAAACUCCAGGCUGCUUAUCAGGAUAAUAAUAAGGACUUUUAUCAGGUGGAGCAUCAGGACAAACUCCAGGCUACUUAUCAGGAUAAUAAUAAGGACUACUAUCAGGUGGAGCACCAGGACAAACUCCAGGCUGCUUAUCAGGAUAAUAAUAAGGACUUUUAUCAGGUGGAGCACCAGGACAAACUCCAGGCUGCUUAUCAGGAUAAUAAUGACUUUUAUCUGGUGGAGCACCAGGAAAAACUCCAGGCUAAUUAUCAGGAUAAUAAUAAGGACUACUAUCAGGUGGAGCACCAGGAAAAACUCCAGGCUGCUUAUCAGGAUAAUAAUAAGGACUUUUAUCAGGUGGAGCACCAGGACAAACUCCAGGCUGCUUAUCAGGAUAAUAAUAAGGACUUUUAUCAGGUGGAGCACCAGGACAAACUCCAGGCUACUUAUCAGGAUAAUAAUAACUUUUAUCAGGACGUACUCCAGGCUGCUUAUCAGCAUAACAAUAAGGAUUUUUAUCAGGUGGAGCACCAGGACAAACUCCAGGCUGCUUAUCAGGAUAAUAAUAAGGACUUUUAUCAGGUGGAGCACCAGGACAAACUCCAGGCUGCUUAUCAGGAUAAUAAUAAGGACUUUUAUCAGGUGGAGCACCAGGACAAACUCCAGGCUGCUUAUCAGGAUAAUAAUGACUUUUAUCUGGUGGAGCACCAGGAAAAACUCCAGGCUAAUUAUCAGGAUAAUAAUAAGGACUACUAUCAGGUGGAGCACCAGGAAAAACUCCAGGCUGCUUAUCAGGAUAAUAAUAAGGACUUUUAUCAGGUGGAGCACCAGGACAAACUCCAGGCUGCUUAUCAGGAUAAUAAUUACUUUCAUCAGGUGGAGCACCAGGACAACCUCCAGGCUGCUUAUCAAAAUAAUAAUAAGGACUUUCAUUAG
Molecule: messenger RNA, 999 nt
Organism: Cotesia glomerata
Lineage: Eukaryota; Metazoa; Arthropoda; Insecta; Hymenoptera; Braconidae
Product: proline-rich P65 protein homolog
Exons: 3
Coding region: 1-999 (332 amino acids)
Source: RefSeq, a predicted model, not a curated record